AUUAUCCCAUGAAAGUAUGUAUUCCCAUUGAAAUCAUAAAGACGUUCCACAUAUGUUUUAUCUUCGGAAGCUUUAUAGUCAUUCUAUUUAUAGUUUGUCGUAUCUACGCAUCGCAACUAAUAGAAGACCUUUAAGUAUGAUUUUUGUAAACAAACCCAUUGAACUUUUAAUCAAUUAUUCCCGAGAGUCUUAGCGUGAAUUAAUUUGCAGUCUUGUAAUGAAAAUUCAAAAAAUCAUAAACGGCUUUGCAAAAUACAAAAAUAAAAAAACGAGUUAAAGACCUGCUUUAACCUUUUUGUGAAAUUGAUAAUUUUUGUUGCAAAUUCACCAUGGUGAUAACAAAUUAACCAAAUAAUAUUGUACGCGUGUGGUCGGCUCAUGAGCGGUGUUUCAGAUGCAAAUUCAUACAAUCAAACGUUCGCGUGAACACAGAAUCUUUUUUCUCCAGCGCUGGAGGAGCGCUUUAUUCAGUCUUGAACAGUGAACAAGAGAGGUUUAUUAUCAUAGACACUUGGAGGUCGAUUUGUGCUCCAAAAUGAUAACACUACUUCUAAUCAGUGCAGUGACGUUAGUUUUCCUGUUUAUCAAACAGCGUUUUAACUAUUGGAAAGUGCGAGGAGUACCUUAUGUGCAUCCAUCGUUUCCGUUGGGAAACCUAGGGGGGAUCGGCUCUACAAAACAUUUGUCCGAGGGAAUGGAAGAUCUGUACAGCAAAUUGAAGGGCAAGGCACAGUUCGGUGGAGUUUAUUUCUUCAUCAACCCGGUGGUUCUUGCCACGGAUCUGGACCUGAUCAAAACCAUUCUGGUGAAAGAUUUCAAUUUCUUCCACGAUCGAUCCAUUUACUACAAUGAAAAAGAUGAUCCGUUAACGGCGCACCUUUUCACCAUGGAAGGCAUCAAGUGGAAGAAUAUGCGCGUCAAGAUAACGCCCACCUUCACGUCCGGUAAAAUGAAACUGAUGUUGCCAAUCGUUCGUGAUUGUGCGAAUGAACUGGAGAAGUGUCUGGCGAAGGAAAUCGAGGACGGCAGGGAGAUCGAAAUGAAAGAUAUUCUCGCUCGAUUCACGACAGAUGUUAUUGGAAACUGCGCUUUCGGAUUGGAGUGUAACAGUUUACAUGAUCCGAAUGCCGAGUUUCGUGUGAUGGGACGGAAAGUGUUUCAACAGCAAGGGCUUGGAUUUCUGAAAUUUCUUCUGACGCAACAAUUCAGAACAAUUUCACGUGCCUUAGGGGCGACCAUCCUACAUCCAGAGGUGUCCAAGUUCUUUUUGAAAACAGUUGCUGAUAACGUGGAGUACAGAGAGAAGAACAAAGUCGAACGAAACGAUUUCAUAGAUUUAAUGAUCAAGUUGAAAAAUGGACAGACUUUGGAUCAUGAGAAUAGUGAGCAACAUGUGGAAAAGAUCACAAUGAAACAAGUAGCUGCCCAAUCGUUCGUUUUCUUUUUUGCUGGAUUUGAAACUUCUUCAACGUUGAUGUCAUUUUGCUUAUACGAGCUGGCGCAGAACCAAGAAAUUCAGGAUAAAGCUCGAAAGGAUAUUUUGGAUACCUUGAAAAAACAUGGAUCGUUGACGUAUGAAGCACUUCACGAUAUGAAGUACUUGGAGAAUUGUAUCUACGAAUCCCUCCGACGGUAUCCGCCAGCGUCAAAUAUAUUCCGAACUGCAACCCAGGACUACAACGUACCAGAGACAUCCGUAACCAUCGAAAAGGGCACAUCGGUCAUGAUUCCUACGUUGGCUAUUCACAUGGACCCGGAGUAUUACCCGGAUCCGCAAAGGUUCGAUCCGGAUCGGUUUAACGCAGACCAAGUAGCGGAACGGCACCCGUUUGCGUUUCUUCCUUUCGGUGAGGGUCCUCGCAUCUGCAUCGGGAUGCGUUUUGGACUGAUGCAAGCCCGGGUAGGACUGGCCACGUUGCUGAAGAACUUUCGGUUCACGGUUGGUACUAAGUUGGAACAUCCGCCAAAGUUUGAUCCUUCCAGUGCGAUUUUAAUGAUCAAAGGUGGAUUAUGGUUGAAGGGUAGCAAAAUUUGAAAUAUGUUGAAUAAAGUUUAAUCUUGGAUAAACCUAA
Messenger RNA from Armigeres subalbatus, 2072 nucleotides. Its product is annotated as probable cytochrome P450 6a20. Gene Ontology annotation, molecular function: iron ion binding; oxidoreductase activity, acting on paired donors, with incorporation or reduction of molecular oxygen; monooxygenase activity. The record is from RefSeq and is a predicted model, not a curated record. The transcript has 2 exons. NCBI's taxonomy places the organism in Eukaryota, Metazoa, Arthropoda, Insecta, Diptera, Culicidae. The coding region runs from base 536 to 2035 and encodes 499 amino acids.